AGCGAAUGCGGAAAUCAAUCGAGAUCUCGUUGUUAUUCAGGACCCUACACUUUGAAUUAAAAAUAAUAUUAAAAUGUAGGCUGACGCACGUGUGUUACUGUAUUUUUCCUCUUAUGCUUUAGUUUGUUUAUCAACUUCAGUGUGUAAUGUUCUGACCAUGACGUGUGAUACUACGGCUAAAUUAAAUGGCAAAGUGGUUGUGGUGACUGGUGGAAGCUCAGGGAUGGGCUUCGAAGCUGCUAAAGAUCUAGCAAAUCGUGGAGCCAGAGUCAUCAUCGCGAGCAGAAACGAAACCAAACUAAAAGCAGCUCAAGACCAAAUCAUAGAAGCAACCGGUAAUCACAAUGUUGCAUACAAAACUGUGGACUUGGGAUCCCUUCAAUCAGUGAGGAAUUUAGCGAGUGAACUGAAUGCUGAAGAUCAAAUAAAUGUGCUGAUAAACAAUGCAGGAGCUGUGGCACUUCCAGACCGACUCACGGCUGAUGACUUGAAUCUUACAAUGCAAGUAAAUUACUUCGGGGCUUUCCUACUUACGUUUCUAUUGCUGCCUAAGUUGAAAGCAUCAGCGCCGAGUAGGAUCGUGAACGGUAUUGGAGGAGCAAUGUAUCUUGGUGAAAUAAAUUUUGAUCACUGGAAUGACAUUGGACGAUAUGAUAUAAUAACAGCAUUAGGGAGUUCUAAAUUGGCAGUUGAUUUGUUCACUGCGGAGCUGGACAGACGGUUGCAGGAUACAGGAGUGACUGCUAAUGCUUAUGAUCCAUUUGUGGUACGAGACACGAGUAUAUUGGCGAAUAUUCCAGGGCUUGUGCAACAUGUUUCCAAAUUUUUUAUAAACAUAAUUGGACAGAGGAAGGAAGAUGUUGGUCAUGAGAUAGCUUAUUUAGCGGCUGCGCCAGAGAUGGAAGGUGUUAGUGGGAAUUUGUACAAAUUCUGUAAUCAGUUCAAGAAUCAUUGGUUGGUGAAUGACCAUCAGUUGACGAAACGUUUGUGGGACGAGUCGAAGAAAGCUGUGAAGAUAACCAAGGAUGAAGACUGGGAAGCCAGUGAUAGUGUUUAAGUGAUUGUGUUUAAUUUAAGCAUGUAUUGUGUAAACUAAUAAGUAAGUAUAGGAUAGGACACUAGUAGCCUUUCGGACAUUCAACCAUUCAAUACGUAGGUAUUGUAUUUACUGCCACACUCAGAAUCAUUUAAUGAUUACUUAAUCUAGUCCUUAGCAAUUGUUUUGGGAACAAAAUCAAUACUAAAGAAUAGUUCAAGUAAUCGUUAAAUGUCUCGGAGUACGGCAGUUAGUGACAUGUUUUAAUCAUUGUAAUCAAACGCCUCUUGAAUUUUAAUUUUUUUUUUUAACAUUUAAUACAGGCUAUAUGUAUGUGCAUUAAUUAUAUUUCUGUUUGUUUUUCCGGGUCAUUGUACAAUGAGUGUAAUGAAAAGUAUAGAAUAUGUGAACGCACUAACUGAAAUUGAGUUUUCUCUAGUCUAAGAUUUGCAUCUUCUCUGAUUCUGAUAUUGCUAUCAGAAUCAAAACUAAAUAUUAUUGUAACAACUUUAAAUAAUACUACAUUCAUAGUUUUGUUAAAUAACAUUAAUACGCAAAACAUUAGUAAUCACGCGUAAAUUACAUUAUACCUACCAGGAAAUCAUAAAA
Spodoptera frugiperda (fall armyworm) is the source of this 1645-nucleotide messenger RNA. Its product is annotated as retinol dehydrogenase 13. The record is from RefSeq and is a predicted model, not a curated record. Lineage: Eukaryota; Metazoa; Arthropoda; Insecta; Lepidoptera; Noctuidae. The transcript has a single exon. Bases 158 to 1057 code for a protein of 299 amino acids.